Molecule: messenger RNA, 1632 nt
Organism: Aspergillus ibericus CBS 121593
Lineage: Eukaryota; Fungi; Ascomycota; Eurotiomycetes; Eurotiales; Aspergillaceae
Product: cytochrome P450
Exons: 5
Coding region: 1-1632 (543 amino acids)
Molecular function (GO): oxidoreductase activity, acting on paired donors, with incorporation or reduction of molecular oxygen; monooxygenase activity; heme binding
Source: RefSeq, a predicted model, not a curated record
AUGAUUUUGAUUGUCUUGGUGGCCUGCCUCGCAUGGACGGCCUACAUCCUCGCAUGCACUGGUCGCAAUUACCGCUCGGUCUGGGCGGCACACCCCGAGGUCCCCAUUCUCGUCAGCGUCGUCUUCCUCGGUGAGCCGCUCUGGCGCUGCCUCCAGUCCCUCCGCCCAGCCACGUACAACGACCGCUUCUCCAUCUUCUUCCAACUGCACAGAUUUCAGAAGCAUGCCUGGAACUUCUCCGAUAAAUAUGCCCUUCACGCGCGAUACGGCAAGUCAUUCUACUUGGUAACGCCCACUCAAUGUGAGUUCAUCACUGCGGAUGGUACCGUGGCUGGGGAGAUUCUGAGUCGGAGCCAGAGCUUUGCGAAACCGGUUGGCCUCCUAAGGAAGCUCGAUGUGUUUGGCAAGAGCCUCGCCUCAGUGGAAGGAAUAGACUGGAAGCGUCACUGUAGACUUACGGCCGGCGCAUUCAACGACCAGACGGACCAAGCAGCAUGGUACAAGGCAUUGGAUCGAGCGGCCGAUGUUCUAUCAACAUGGCUGGAGGCAGAGGCUGUCACGAGCACCAGCUCCGACAUGGCCCACAUCAGCAUGGAUGUGCUUUUCCAGGCCUGUCUCGCCCUCGAUGACGAAAGCAUUCUCAACCGUCCGAAUCUGUCUUUGGAUGACUGCAAGUCUAACCUAACCACCUUCUUGGAUAUGGUCUCGGGGACGAAGAAGCCAUUUCUCGCACGCGAUCGAGAAUCGCGGAAUGCGGGCGGAAUCAUCUCGGCCGCGCGACAUUUAAGACGCACAUUGGAGGAACUUAUAGAAUUUCGCCGACAGUGUCCCGCUGUCAAUCGUACGGACCUGAUUUCAAUGAUGCUGAAAGCAAGAGACAAGCUCUACCUCACUCCGGAGGAAGUCCGGGGUAACCUCUUCUUAUUCCUUUUCGCAGGCCAUGAGACUACGGCCAAUACUCUGGUAGCGAUUAUAUAUCUCCUCGCGAUAUUCCCCUCAUGGCAGGAGUGGGCUUUGCAAGAGAUCGAUUAUCUCUUGCAGGACAUCAGGGUGGAUGAACUGCCCAAUUAUAAGCUCUUUCGUUCUACUAAGCGACUCAGAGCUGUCAUGCUCGAGACACUACGGCUUUACGGACCGGUACUGAAUAUCCUAAGGGAGACUAAGCACCAGGGGCAGACAGUGGGUAUAAAUAAUGAGCGAUCGCUCAUCCCUAAGAACACCAAGGUACGCAUCAACAGUGUGGCCUUGCAUACCGACCCGGACACAUGGGGUCCCGACUCUUUGGAGUGGAGGCCGAACCGGUGGAUAUCAAGCAAUCCGCCUGGGCCUACCAGCCGUGACUGUUCAAUCCCCGUGAAUGAAUCGUACUGCACCAGCAUGGAAAGAAGGCUGCUUGCUUGGUCCGAGGGAGCGAGGGUAUGUCCGGGGAAGAAGUUUUCCCAGGUGGAAAUAGUGGCUGUCUUGAUCCAGUUGUUUCGCAACCACCGAGUGAGCAUUAUACCUCAGCCCGGACAGACGCUUGAGCAGGCGAGAAUGAAUGCGUAUGACCGCGUUCAAAACAGCGUUAUGAGACUUACCCUGCAUAUUGCAGACCCUGAAGCGGUUCGUGUCCGGUGGGACAUACGACGGUAA